Molecule: messenger RNA, 1469 nt
Organism: Drosophila nasuta
Lineage: Eukaryota; Metazoa; Arthropoda; Insecta; Diptera; Drosophilidae
Product: neuromedin-U receptor 1-like
Exons: 2
Biological process (GO): G protein-coupled receptor signaling pathway
Cellular component (GO): plasma membrane
Molecular function (GO): G protein-coupled receptor activity
Source: RefSeq, a predicted model, not a curated record
GUUAAUAAAGUUUUGUAUUGCAACUCGUGUCGAAGCCUAAGCAAACGAGAUGUGCUUGGUGAUUUGGUAUUUAUCAUUCGAAUAUAUAGCUGUCCCAUCAUUGCCAUAUCCAGCUACAGCGUGGAGCCCUAUGGCGACGGCACCGAUGCCCCGGUCUGCGCCACAGCUGCCGAUGGCUUCUGGCCCAUCUGCUAUUUUGUGGGCAGCAUCACACUCUUCUUUAUUGUGCCCUUUGGCAUCUUGGUGCUGCUGUAUGCGGCCAUUGCCUACAAACUCUUGCGUCCCAAUAGUGCAUUCCACAGGCCAACAUCGCCGCAGCCACAGCAAUCCGCCAUCACAGCAGCAACGGCCACAGCAGCCGCGGUGGCAGCAUCUACGGUCAGCACCAAGGGCAACAGCCAUCAGCAGAGCAAUGGCAUGCGAAAGCAUCGCAAGCAGGUCAUCUUCAUGCUCGUCGCUGUCGUCUCCAGCUUCUUUGUCUGCCUGCUACCCUUUCGAGCCUUCACACUCUGGGUGAUCACGGCCAGCGCCGAGGAUGUGGAACGUCUGGGCAUUGCCGGUUACUACAAUCUGCUAUACUUCUCCCGCUUCAUGUUGUACCUCAACUCGGCCAUGAAUCCCAUUCUGUACAACUUGAUGUCGUCGAAGUUUCGCAGCGGUUUCUGGCGUUUGCUAUUGAGUUGCCUGGGCCAGCAUACGCAUCAUCAUCAUCGUCAUCAUCACCAUCACGCCCAGGCUAUUGGACGCAGUCUGCGGCAGACAACACGCCGCCAGGACUUUGAAGGCGAGGCAGGAGCAGCGACGGCAGGCUCGAACAAUACCCAGCGAGCUCGUCGCACGCUGCGUCGCGAAGCAACAUUUCUAAUCAACUCCAUCUCAACCUCAUCGGGCACCGAGCGCAACACUUCCUCCACGUGGCGCAGCAACAGUCUUUCCACCUCGGUGGGAUUAUCGGAUAGAGAGCGGGAACGUGAACGAGAGCGUGAUCGUGGCGGACUUGGUGCAGCCAUAAUUGGCACAACAGCGGCCACAGUUACCACUGCCUGUUUGCAGGAGCGUCGAGCCAGCAAGAUCUAAGCAUUUAGUUGAAUUCAAGCAUAUUAGUCCAUAGUCAUAGUUUAUAGUGGAACAUUUUGUUGUCAAGACUGAAGUACCUCAGAAGAAGUCAAUAAACGCUAGUAAAAUCCGUUUUUGAAACCAAAAGUAUAUAUCGUUGAUGUCUUCGUUUUUGAAGAACGUGAUUUAGAUAUCUUGCUUUAUGUUCAUGAAAUUUUUAUUAAACGUCUCUCAUCAUUACCAUCAAAAUUACACUAAUUAUGUGCCUAAUCGAAUUCUACGCUUCUCUCUCUCCAAUCACUCUGAAUGCAAAAACACACAAAUUUGUUGUUGUUGUUGCCGUUAGUUGUUACUUCUAAAAAAUGUUCAUGCUUUUGUUUUGUUGUUUGUUUGAUUUACAUAAUAAUUACAAU